ACAAAGAAGGCGCAUGCGGCUCGCCCCUUCCCAAGUUUGCCACAUCUCCCAAACCCAACAACAGCUACAUGUUCAAACGAGAGCCACCGGAAGGCUGCGAGAGGGUCAAAGUCUUUGAUGAGAUGCUGUGUGGCCAAUCAAAAGGCUUCCCGCUCUUCUCCUGUCCCGACAAAAACAAGGUGAACUUCAUUCCUCGAGGUUCAGCUUUUUGCCCGGUCAAGCUGCUCUGCUCGUCCCUCUUCUCGCCCAUGUCCUGCUCCGGCGCCGAUGCCGACGCCGGCGCCAGUGCCGCCAGUCUCCACAGCAAUGACACCCAGUCUCAGGACACGCCCAACUCGCCCGAUAGGCAGGAAGCUGAGGCGGCCGUCGGCGGUUUGUCGUCAGGAAUAUAAAAGACGCUGCCACAUUAUAAACGCAACAACAACAACAAAAAAAGCUUUGCACUCCAUUAAUUCCAAAUCAAGCUCAUGUCCACACAAUCACUAAUAUAUUUUUAACACCUCCCCCCACCCGCGCCAAUAAAGCUAGUGCGAACUAAAAGCUUAACUGCGCGGCUACGGUAAAGUAAUUAUUAGCUUAUUUAAUUUAGGCUAACACCGAUGCACUUUCAAUCACGUUAUUGAACAAAACGGCAAGUAAACACAAGCAGUUGUUAUUGUUCGUCAACUGACGCUGUUUCUCGACAAGCAGAGAGGCUAGCGGUUAGCCAGUUAGCUGCCAGCCAACUCGAUGCUCCAAUUUGUUCAGGCCCAGGCCAAGUCCAACUUUGCAUUCAGUCACAAAUACGGCACUGUACAACAUGAGGAUGGCGACCCCAAGUGGACAAAAAUAUCUGCACCUCACGUAUCACAUUGGCAUUGUGAAGGUUUGAAAUACAUAGAAUAAUUUUUCAAAAGUCACUGCUUCCAUCUGUCUGUAACCUAACCCCCACAAUAAACAAGAGUUUAUUGUCAUUUUUUUUU
Molecule: messenger RNA, 962 nt
Organism: Hippocampus comes (tiger tail seahorse)
Lineage: Eukaryota; Metazoa; Chordata; Actinopteri; Syngnathiformes; Syngnathidae
Product: protein FAM117B-like
Exons: 3
Coding region: 69-392 (107 amino acids)
Biological process (GO): podocyte development
Cellular component (GO): cytoplasm
Source: RefSeq, a predicted model, not a curated record